UAAAACCCCCGCAUUUUCUCUCUCCUGUUUCGCUCCUUUUUCCCUCCAAUUUCUCACCAAUUUCUAACAUUUUCUUCGAAUUUCUCGUAGCAAUUUACUAAAAUUCUUCUUAUUCUUCCUUAAAAUAUCUAUCAACCGAAAAUUUUGGCAAAAUCGGAUCAAAAAAAAUCGUGAAAUUAAACCCUAGACAUUUCAAAUUUCAAAUUCGAGUGAAAAACGAAUGAAUCGGAACCGAACAAGAGAAUUCUUGUGAUGUGACAUACAAAUUAACAAGAUGAUGUGCAAGUUAUUCAAGCAAAUUCCCCUACCGAAGAAGAUCCUCCUACAAUUCGCCUCAAACAAGGGAAGGCACCUCCCUGCUGUUGGGGAAGACUCUUUAGAAGAAAUCGAGGUUCUAUCUCAGGAGAUUACCGAGCUAAAGCUUUCUGUGGACCUGCUGGAAAAAGAAAGAGACUUCUACUUUGGAAAACCGAGGGAUAUUGAAAUGCUUUGUCAGGCUUCUGAAGCGGAUAAACUGCCGGAAGCUGUCAAACACAAGCCUACAUGUGUACAUGCCUAUCUAAACUUAGGAAAUGUACACAAGACUCUGGGUAUGCCUCAAGAAGCUGUGUUAUGUUAUCAACGUUUGCUGCAGGUCCGACCAGACUAUGCUAUAGCUCAUGGUGAGGAUAACUCUGCUUUGCUGGCCUUUAUAGAUGCACUUCAAAUUCCAUUUUUGACAUAUUUAGAACACAUGAUUUAAGUUUUAGAACUAUAGCCUUAAUUUUUAGGACAUAUGCAAUGAUUUAUAGAACAUGAGCCCGUUGAUUUUUAAGUUCAUGUUUUUAGAUUUAUACUUUUUGAGUUCAAGUUCAUGUUUUUUCUUUACUUUUAUUUUUUCUAUUGAAAAA
Molecule: messenger RNA, 890 nt
Organism: Spinacia oleracea (spinach)
Lineage: Eukaryota; Viridiplantae; Streptophyta; Magnoliopsida; Caryophyllales; Amaranthaceae
Exons: 6
Coding region: 275-742 (155 amino acids)
Molecular function (GO): microtubule binding
Source: RefSeq, a predicted model, not a curated record